Messenger RNA from Drosophila gunungcola (fruit fly), 6622 nucleotides. RefSeq lists its product as uncharacterized. Gene Ontology annotation, molecular function: small GTPase binding. The record is from RefSeq and is a predicted model, not a curated record. Gene Ontology annotation, biological process: mitotic spindle assembly checkpoint signaling; protein localization to kinetochore involved in kinetochore assembly; mitotic sister chromatid segregation. Gene Ontology annotation, cellular component: kinetochore microtubule; cytoplasm; RZZ complex. Bases 179 to 6451 code for a protein of 2090 amino acids. Lineage: Eukaryota; Metazoa; Arthropoda; Insecta; Diptera; Drosophilidae. The transcript has 16 exons.
GCCAGAGGGGACAAAGACGCGGCGGCUUUCGAUUAGUGGCCACUCUUCCUAUCGAACAUCGAUAGACAGCAGUAGCUAUCGGCAAACUAUCAGUUCUAGGUGACGCUUAUUCAUUGGCGGAAAAAAGAGUUUAAAAUUAGUGGAUUUUGCAACUUGGGAAACAGGAGUUAAAAUAGCAAUGUGGAGCAACUUUGAGGCAUCCUCUUUGGAGGACGAGACCAUCUCCAAUGUGUUCUCCUCGCGGGGAAUCUUCCAGAUAAGCAGCGAAGAGGAGGUAAACAAAUAUCCGGAUGUUUUGGCCUCUGUUCAAUGUGGCAAGAUGGUCAUUGGCAUCGAUAAGAGCCUGCUCCUCCUGGAGGACGAACUUGUGGCCAAGUGCAGCUUCCUGGGAUUCGGGUCCUCUAUCGAGGCUAUUGCCAUUUCCACCAGUGGCAACCUGAUUGUCUGUGGCCUCAGCGACGGCGAGGUUCACGGGGUUUUGGUCAAGGGACUCCUGCUCUUCAGCGUGGCCGUAAAUCUGGAGGAUGUGAGUCUCACAGGCGGCACAUUUCGGAGCAUCCACCAACUGGAGCAAAGGUUCUACUUCACCUGCAAAAAUGGCAGCGUCUACAGUUUAAGCGAUAUUGAUGAGGCCAAUUUAGAGGCCAUGUGCAAUGUGACCCUGGCUGAAAACGAAACCACUGCUUGCGAAAAGGCCAUUCUCCAGGAUGUCACCAUCCAGCGCCUUUUCAAGGGUCGAUCCUCGGCCAACGUUGACUGUGCCGUGCUGAUCAAGCAGCUGGUGGCUGUUAACAUCAGUGCUCAGAACAAUCAGGAGGAUCUGGGAGCGAAUCCCGGACUGGUCAUCACUGGGGAUCAGGGCACGUUGAAUUUCAAAAGCACUCCCAAUGAUGUGACCCGCAUUAAUUUGCCAGCUCACUUUGGCAGUCUCAAGCAGAUCCUCAACUUGGAACACUAUAUAAUUGCUCUCACCAAUUGUGGCCAUUUACUGGAUAUUUGUCCCUACACUCGCACGGUUCACAUGUGUCAAACCACUGGACAGAAGAGCCUGCUCAUCGAGGAUCUCCUGGUGAUGGAGUGCAGCGAAGAGAACAUUGAGCUCCUAAUGCUGACCAAACCAACGGAGGAGGGACGCUUCAUAAAAAUAGUGGAGUAUCCAUCACUUCAUGUCAAGAACGAGGUUGAGGUACCAAACCACGCUUGGCUUGUGCGCCAGCCAAAGUGUGCAGUCAAUCUGUAUUAUCUGGCUGCCAAGAAGUUCAACCAGAGCAGCAUUCCCUCGGUGGUGGAGAUGAUGCUCGUUUCGGAGACGGAUCCCAGCGAUCGUUUCAAAAAGUUGAUUGCCAAAGGGCGCCUCGAAGAAGCAGAGGAAUUCGGCAAACAGUUUGAGCUGUGCCUGCAGCCCAUCUAUGAGGCGAAAGCGAAACGCAUUCUGGUGGAGCUGUGCAACUCGAAUUCCCAGAAGGAAACGGCCGAGGUCGACAAGAAGUUUCAGAAUUUGCUGCAGCUACUUUCGCAGGUGGAAAGUAAAGCCUUUAUUAAAAGCCACCGCAUGAUCAACUUGAACUCGCGUCACAUCCUUGAGUCCUAUCUUCUUGAGGUCAAAAAGAGGCUGAGUUUCGAGGAUGACGAGGAGGAUAUGUUGGAAAUCGACGAGCAACUGCAUCGACUCAAAACGCUGGCCAUCAUAGAUCCCUACGAGUGCAACACGGACUGGCAGAAGUUUGUCUACGACAACAACUUGGUAAGGAUGGUCAAAUCCCUGUUCAAGACAGACAUGCCCACGGCCUGUCUUAUUUGGCGACGUCACUCGAGCAGCAUCCUUCCGCUGCUAAACGAAGACGAGCUACGCACGCUGCUGGGAUUCAUUCCGGGCAACACGAAGCCCUUCAACGUAGUCCAGUGGCUGUGCCAGUUCAUUCCGAUGGUAAGCAACACACAUCCCAGCAUCAUGCCCUGUAUUACCGACUGGAGCAUCGAGAUGACGCGGAAUCUGCAGUAUAGUCCCCACUGGCCAGAUAUCGGCCUGGAGUUCUGCACCAAGAUUCUGGAUAUUUUCGAGGAAAUUCAGUUCACAUACUCUGAUGUGCGACGACAGCAGGAGCGUAAUGUGGGCAAGCUGCGAGACUUGGUCAAUGCUCUGCAGGAUUUGUCCGUGCUGAAGACCAACUACAACAUGGGAUUCACAUUGGACAACUACAUGCAGGACUCAAUCGAUGCCACGGCCCUGAGCAUUCUGCAGCAUGUGCAGCUGGACAAGUUGCAGCGGCUGGUGAAGAACUUUAUAUACCCGAUCUUUCAGGAGAAGGGUCGCCAGCCGCUGGACGUGAUCAAGCAGUACAUAGCCCAGUUGGUGGCCAGUCGUCAGUCAUCCAGCACUUGGCUAGAGCGGGCCAUGGCCUGCAUUGAGUUGCUUCACAAUGAAAAUAACCGUUUGGAGUGCGCUUUGUCCGUGCUGCAGAACGCCCCGGUUCCGUGGCCGGAUACACUGGCUCCUCUGAUCAAGCUACGCACUUCAACCCACCCCUUGGCCAUGAAGAUCAACGCUGAGUACGAGAUCCAGGUGAUCAAGAUCAUGAAAGUCAAGUACGGCUGGCCGGCAGACAGCUCGGACAUCAACCUGGAACUAUUCAUGAUGCGCAUCGUGAAGCUAAAUCUUCCGGACAUGCUGGAAGACAUCCGCGCACUCACCAAAGCAGCGCCAGACAUCUCGGUCAGUGCAAACUUUCACUGUUGCUAUCAGAUGGCCCGGCGAGGACAAAUUGAGCUGGCUUAUGAGUUCUUCAAGACGCUUAAUGGGGAAAAGAACUCGAAGAACGGAGUGGAUGUUGUGGAAACCAUUGCCAAUCUCCUGGAGAACAGUUCGUCUGAUUCUUUUGAGGAUGAGAUCAAGGUGCAGGAACAUGUGAACGUCUUGGAGCUCUUCAAGUUGUUCUUGCCUCACGUGGAGUCUGUUUACGAGCGACGCUACCUAAUCAUCAAGCAUCGCUUCCGUCUGCGGAAGUUUGGCAUCCAGCUGAAGUGCAGCAACGAACUCAUACCGCUGCAAAGGCGUCAUGGCCUCCUGGAUGAGGCCAUCGAACGUAUAAUCGAGCGGGCCCAGGCCACACUGAGUGUGUCCGCCUUUAUAGCCAGCGAAAUGAGUGAACUCUGUACGGCUCUUAGUCUGUCCAAGGUGUUUGGCCUGCACCGGAUCUGCCAACGCAUUGGUUGCAUGCCCCUCAGCUGCGCCCUGGCCUACUACGUGAUUAACUUUGUCGACUGUGAGCCCACCAAUGCCAGCGAGUUUAUAAACCUAGCACUCGAACUGGUGAUCCAGCAAAUCGAAAACGCCAAGGGUAGUAAUCAGGCAUCGUCGCUGCUGUUGAUCAAUGAAAGCGACCCCCUUUGCUUUCCUUUGGCUUACGAGUUGCUCAUAUGCGCCCUGCUCCACGAGGGCAGUCGUCGUCGCGAUCUCGUUGAUCUCAUCAAGUACAUACGCGUGGCUAUAAUGCACUAUCCAUUGAAUGCCAUCAAGACGCACUACGAUGGCAGGGAACAGGCCAUCAACGAGCACAUUUGUCGGGCCCUCGAUGGGAUUACGGAUGCCCUGGGCGAAACAACUAUGAAUUUCAGCAGCGCUCUCAAUGGCUCUUUCGACGUGAAGUCCCUUCAGGUGCCGACAGCCACGAAGAAGCGCUACUCGGUGUCCAUGUUUGACGAGGUGGAGGUGCAACCUGUUCAGCAAACGCAGCAGAAGAAGAGCAUGGGCGGUCACCUGGCAGUUGUGAAGUUUCUGGCCCGCACUCUUUUGCUUAUGGUGAUCGAGACGGAGCCCAGCAACUCCCUUCUGAUGCAGGUUCGCCAUGGAUUGGCCGAGAACAUCAAGGCGGACCUCGACAGCGCCCGGGCAGACUUCUUUUUGUCGCUGGAACACCUAAACAAAGCCAAGGAGCACGACGUGUGGUACGUGAUGUCGCAGUAUCUGCUGGAGUUCCAAAAGCAGAACUGUCGAAAGAAGCGGAUAAUCAACGAGGGCUUCAUUACGCUGCAGCUGCGCCGUAUAUUCCGCAAUGCAAUGGGCUGCAAGGACCCCAACUUCUUGGAGCUCUUCACCAUGCUCGUGGUGGACAGUGAAGGGCUGGCUCUACUCGAAAAACUCUCCACGGAGGUAAAGACGGAUCUGCAGAAAAUCAACUUCUUAACAUUGUCCGCCAUGUACCACGAGCACAUCGAGGAGUUGGACACCGUUCAAAUGAUACGCGCAAAACGCUUGAAACUUUACUAUUACUUGGAGUUCUGCCAACAGGAUCCCAGAAUCAAAGGAAAGUUCAAUGCAGAUAUGGACAACGUGGAGGACCUGCUGAAGGAGUUCCACAACAAACAGUUGGAUGUGCAGCUAUUGGAACGCAUGAGCAAGGACUUUGGCUUCGACUACCAGAAGAUUCUCAUCACCCAGAUCCUAAGCAUCCUUAGUGCCCAGGAGUUGCGUUUCGAGGUCAAGAAGGAUACGUUUGGGGACGAAGAACUGGUUAUGCUGAGUAGCGCCCAAGAAAUGCGCGAUAUGUGCCAGCCGUACAUUAAUGAGAUCAAGAACGUGGAGCUCUUCACCCUUAAGCUAAAAAAGUUCAUUGAGGACAUAAACAUUUAUUUCUACGAGUUAUACAUGUGUGUGAUCAACAUACUAAUGUUUUUUGAUGCGGCUCCCAAGGAAAUGGAGAUCUGGACCAAUAUUCUUCACUUUUUGCGGCACAAGAUGGUCACCAGGAGACGGAAUCGUCCGGGUCAGGUCGAGACAGACAUGUGGCUCAAAUCGCAAAGGGAAAAUGGCGUCAUGCCAAAGAUAUCGCGCUACCGUCUGCCUUUCAAGCCCAUCGUUGAGCAACCUCUAAAAGAUAUUCUUGACAGCGAACUAAACGUGGACAACUGCCAAAGUUGGUUUCCCCUGAUACAGAUGUACACGGCCUUGAAGGGGGCCAAGGAUAGUUCUCCGAACUGCGACUACUUCUGCAUGUCGGCUGUAAAGAACUCGAUUUCAGAGUACAAGUCGAAAAGUGAGUCAGAGACCUGGAGUCUGAAUCCCACAAACAAUGCGUUUCUGCAGUCAAUUCUGCGACUGGUCGACAAGGUUCACAACCCCAAUAAGGCAUUUCUCAUCCUGUAUUUUGUGUCCAACUAUGCUCGCGAUGGAGCCGACCAAGUGGAAGCCUCCUACGAGUGCUGGAAGUUCGCCAUGGAUAAGGGCCAGCUGAUCAACGAUCCCAAAAGUCGCGAGCAGGUGGCCAAGGUGAAGCGGCGAUAUCCCAUCCAAAAGACCCAACACCUGCUGUACGUCUACGGCAUGACCGAUGAGAAGCUGUUGCGCCUGGUGGAGAAUCCCACCGAGCUAAUACAUGGCCUCUACCACCAUGAGUUGAUCCUCAAGUCCAGCAAAGUCGACAUUAACGCCCUCGUCGCUGAGAUUGCCAAUCUGCACGACCUAUGCCUGGCCACCAUCCAGUUCCGACUGCUGCAGAAGUGGCUUUCGGUGACCAUGGAGCCGGCGGAUGGCACCAUACUGGAGGAGACGUUCAUGGAGGAGCAGAACUGGCCGGAGCAAGCGAACGGCGCUGAUGGCGCCAGCAGCCAGGAUGCUAGCGAGAAUGUGAACAGGGCCUUCUACAUACUCUCCAGUUGGCCAAAGGCGGAGGCGGUUAAAUUCCUUGUGGGUUUGAUCUUCAGGGAUGGCUCUGUGAACACCACCACCCAGCUGCAGAUGUACGAGUGCUAUUCCAAGCUGAACGACGGCAGCAACUCCUUCACCAACACAAUUAACCAGCGCCAGUUCAUCAGCAUCAAGUGUGUGCACGAGCUGAAGGCUCUGGGCUACAAGACGAAUUUGGAGAAGUUCUCCGACGAUAAUUCCAAUAAGAUUGAUAUAUUGAAGAUGAUCUGGCAGCGCAAUGCGCAAAACCCUCUAUCCCUGGAGGUGAUGGCCAACAUAUGUCUGGGCUUUGAUAUACACCUCCCGCAGAUCUGGAAUGGCAUCCUCAAGCGCAUGGUCAGGUUUCACAUGGUGCGCGAACUGAACGCUCUGUUGGAUGUACUCAGCUGCCGACCGCACUUGCUCCAUCUGGAUGGACUAGCCCAGGCCUGGGAUUAUGUGCUCUGCAAUCCCCUGAAAAACGCCGUGGAGACGCGCUCUUUCGAGCAGGAGGAGCUGCUGCACAAGACACUGCUGCGACUGCAGGGUUGUCCGGUUGUGCAUGCCCUGAAUCUGCUGCAGUUCGCGGAGCACUGCGUCCUGGUUCACCGACCACACAUGGCCGCUGCCCUUCUGAGUUUUUGCCAAAGCUCCGAGCAGCGGCAGAAAAUCAAAAAGAUGAUACAUUCCCACCCGGUGGACAACCUUCGGGAGCAGAUACUGGAUCUGGAAGAUGCCGGUCUCCUGCCGGUGGUACUGAAUUUUGCGCUUAAAGAAUUAAACCUCUGAGCCAUUUUUUAAUUACCCUUGGUGUAUUCAAAUAAACAAAAUGAUAUGGAUGGAAUACAUGCGGUAAAUUGUUUGAUUAUUGUCGCUCAAAAAUGUGUAAAUAAUUACGGGAAUCACUGCAAAUAAAAAGUAUUUUAUAGAAAAAUUUUGUAUUUCCCCGAUUUGCCGAUC